AUGCCCAUUGCCGCCUAUACCUCUUCACUCGCCCGCAAUAUCACCCGCCGCAUCUUCGCCUCACUCCCACUGGUCCUCUUCACCACCUCCGGCGUCAUCUUCAUCAAUGACAAUGUCAUCGAGACCAGUUGGAUCACGGGAGGUUCCAUGAGUCCCACUUUGUCACCUGACUACGAGACCACACGAAAGCGCGAUCUUGUGCUGUGGAAUAAGUGGUCGGCCAACACUGCGCGGUAUGAGCCCGGGGAUGUGAUACUCUUCCGUUCCCCGCACGAUCCGGAGACAGUAGCUGUGAAGCGCGUGAUCGGUACCGAAGGGGACUCCAUCACCCUCGAUCCUCGACGCCGACCUUCACGACGCCGAGACGCUGCUGACUUGCCGGAGAGUCGGGGCUGGGAUGCUUGGGCAGGCCGGGUGCCGACGGUGCCAGACGGUCACUUAUGGGUAGAAGGUGACUUCUGGCGCCGGAGUCGUGAUUCGAAUUGGUACGGACCCAUCUCAAAGAGUCUGGUGCAAGGAAAGGCAGUCGCGGUGGUUCGGCACGAGACCUUGGGAGGACGGGUAUACAAGCAAGACGAAGGUUAA
This is a messenger RNA of Recurvomyces mirabilis, 585 nucleotides long. RefSeq lists its product as uncharacterized. Gene Ontology annotation, cellular component: mitochondrial inner membrane peptidase complex; membrane. The coding region runs from base 1 to 585 and encodes 194 amino acids. The transcript has 2 exons. Lineage: Eukaryota; Fungi; Ascomycota; Dothideomycetes; Mycosphaerellales; Teratosphaeriaceae. The record is from RefSeq and is a predicted model, not a curated record. Gene Ontology annotation, molecular function: serine-type endopeptidase activity.